AUGAACGCCGCCAACGGCCUCGCGCCCACGAACUCACUGGUUGGCCCCAUGCUCACGGACCUCUACCAAAUCACCAUGGUCUACGCGUACUGGAAAGUCGGUCGCCACAAUGACCACGCCGUGUUCGACCUCUUCUUCCGCAAGAACCCCUUCCACGGCGAGUACACUGUGUUUGCCGGCCUCGAAGAAGCGCUCGCGAUGAUCAACACGUUUGCCUUCACGCCGAGCGACAUUGGCUACCUCCGCGAGGUGCUGCCCCACGCUGAAGACGGCUUCUUCCACUGGCUCGCAACGCUCGACUGCACCAGUGUCAAGGUGUACGCUGUGAAGGAAGGCUCGAUUGUGUUUCCGCGCAUCCCCUUGGUCCGCAUCGAAGGAGGGCUGGCUGUAGGACAGCUGCUCGAGACGCCGCUGCUCAACUUGCUCAACUUUGCCAGUCUCAUCACGACCAAUGCCACGCGGUUCAAGAAAGCAGCAGGAGCCGACAAGAAGCUGCUCGAGUUUGGACUGCGACGUGCACAGGGUCCAGAUGGCGGUCUGAGCGCCUCGCGGUACUCGUACAUGGCUGGCUUUACAGGCACGAGCAACGUGCUGGCGGGCAAGCUCCACAACAUCCCCGUCAUGGGCACCCAUGCACACGCCUUUGUGCAGGCGCACACGACGCUCGAGGACGUCAAGGUCACGGCGUUGAGUGGGAAGAACUUCCUAGACGUGGUGCUCAAGUACCGCACGGAGCUCCGCCAUACACAGACCAACGAUGGAGAGCUCGCUGCGUUCAUCUCGUAUGCGAUUGCAUUCCCCGACGCGUUCCUGGCUCUCGUUGACACUUACGACACGCUGUCGUCCGGCGUGCCAAACUUCAUUUGCGUCGCACUAGCACUACACGAGCUCGGCCACCAUCCAGUUGGUAUCCGUCUGGACAGCGGCGAUCUAUCCUAUCUCUCGAAGCGCUGUCGUGAAGCGUUUGUUGCUGCAAGCGAGCUGUACGACAUCGACUACUUCAAGGACCUGAACAUCACUGCUAGCAACGACAUUAAUGAAGCAGUGCUCAAUUCACUGAACGAACAGCGCCACGAGAUCGACUCGUAUGGGAUCGGAACACACCUCGUCACGUGCCAGGCUCAACCGGCGCUCGGCAUGGUGUACAAGCUAGUGGAGAUCAACAACGAGCCGCGCAUCAAGCUUUCCCAGGAUGUUAGCAAGGUGACGAUCCCUGGACGCAAAGAAGCUUACCGCCUGAUUGGCGCAAACGGCAAGCCGCUGCUGGACCUGAUGACCGGCGUCAACGAGCAACCGCCGCAAGUUGGGAGGAAGAUGCUGUGUCGGAACCCGUUCGAUGAGCUCCGACGCGCGUACGUGACGCCAUCUCAAGUCAUCUCGUUGCACAGUCUGUACUGGGACGGUCCCAACGGAGGUAUCGUCGGUGAGCUGCCCACUCUAGAGGCCCGUCGUCAGUACGUUACGGAGCAGUUCGAGCUGAUCCGCGAGGACGUGAUCAGGUCGCUCAACCCGACGCCGUACAAAGUGUCCGUGUCCGAUGAACUGUACGAGUUCAUUCACGACCUAUGGAUGAAGGAGUACCCCGUGCAAGAGUUGGAAUAA
Molecule: messenger RNA, 1602 nt
Organism: Hyaloperonospora brassicae
Lineage: Eukaryota; Oomycota; Peronosporomycetes; Peronosporales; Peronosporaceae
Source: the annotation of a GenBank genome assembly